Molecule: messenger RNA, 1113 nt
Organism: Neoarthrinium moseri
Lineage: Eukaryota; Fungi; Ascomycota; Sordariomycetes; Amphisphaeriales; Apiosporaceae
Exons: 2
Coding region: 1-1113 (370 amino acids)
Biological process (GO): phospholipid metabolic process
Molecular function (GO): phosphatidate phosphatase activity
Source: RefSeq, a predicted model, not a curated record
AUGGGCUUUCUGGGUCGCCGCAAGGAGCCACGUGCUACCACGAAUCGGGAGCGGAAAUCAUGGCUUCGGCGCAGCGAGCCCUACAGCGUCGAGAAACGGCCAAGCUUUGGCCAGUGGUUGAAGGUCACCAUUUUGGACAUUCUGACGAUGAUCGUUCUUGGUGUCAUUGCCCUAGUGGUUUUCCGCGCUGGCCCAGCAGGCACACGCACGUUUCCUCUCACGGUUACCAACACCGGUGAGGUCGUCUACCCGCAGUUCGCAUACCCAUACCGACCUCAGUUCGUUGCGGCGUGGCUAGCUACCUUCUUGGCAGCCGUGAUCCCGAUUGUCAUCAUUCUGCUAGCUCAGAUCCGGAUCCGUAGCUUCUGGGAUAUCAACAAUGGCAUCAUUGGCUUGAUCUAUGCCCUCGAAACCUCGGCUGCAUUCCAGGUCAUCAUCAAGUGGCUCAUCGGCGGCCUACGACCGCACUUCUACGAUAUCUGCAGGCCUGACCCCUCUCUUGCGUCACAGGGCCAAUUCAAUGCGACGGGGUUGAACGGCGUGGGCUACCAGAACUACAUGUUCACGGCGGAGAUAUGCACUGGUGAAAUAGAGGGGAUCAACAACGCGCUCGAGAGCUUCCCCAGCGGGCACUCGACUACCAUAUUCGCCGGCAUGGUGUAUCUCUACUUAUACCUAAACGCCAAGCUCAAGGUUUUCUCAAACUACCACCCAGCAAUGUGGAAGCUGGUGCUCCUGUACUGCCCUAUCCUCGGGGCCUGUUUGGUCGGUGGCUCCUUGACCGUGGAUCAAAGUCACAACUGGUACGAUAUCGUCGCCGGCGGAACCAUCGGGACUGUUUUUGCGUUCUCUUCGUACCGGAUGGUGUACGCAGCGAUCUGGGAUUCACGCAAGAAUCAUAUCCCACUCAACAGGAGCAGUGCGUUUGUAUGGUCAGAUGGCGUGGAGGGUUCCCGUAUGGUUUUCACGAAGCGCGCCGGUUGGAGGCCGAGCAAACGAGGCACUCAUGCUGUGAAUGGAAAUGAGCAGCGAGCCAGCUUUAGCAACGGCCACAGCCCCAAAUUCCCCCGAGGCACUGCGAGAGGAUCUAGGAGAGGUGAUGACAUAGUCUAA